AUGUGUCGAUAUACUCAAAUCACCGAUUAUUUGAAGUCAUUAGAUUCAAAAUGGUCUUCAAUUUGGAAAACAUUAUCGCCAGAUAACUCUUUAGAUCCUGUUAAAGGUUUGAAAGAAUAUAAAAAUGGCUCCUUUUACUUAUUGUCUAUGUUUCCUUAUCCCUCUGGUUUGUUACAUUUGGGUCAUUUGAGAGUUUAUACUAUUACAGAUGUUAUAUCAAGAUUUCUAAAACUCAAAGGUAAAGAUGUUAUCAAUCCUAUGGGUUGGGAUUCAUUUGGUUUACCUGCUGAGAAUGCAUCAAAAGAAAGAAAAAUUUUACCUCAUCAAUGGACAUCACAAAAUAUUGAAAAAAUGAAAGGCCAAUUAAAUUGCAUGUUAACAACUUUUGAUUGGGAUAGAGAAGUUACAACCUCAACAAAAGAAUAUUACAAAUUCACUCAAAAUUUAUUCUUAUUAUUGCUCAAGCAUAAUUUAGCUUACAAAAAAUUCUCGAAAAUUAAUUGGGAUCCAGUCGAUAAAACAGUUUUAGCCAAUGAACAAGUCGAUGCUAAUGGCAAUAGUUGGAGAAGUGGUGCAAAAGUUCAAAAAAGAUUUUUAAAUCAAUGGUAUCUUAAAAUUACUGAUUUUUCAAAUGAUUUAGAUAAAGAUUUGGCCUUAUUGAAAGAUUGGCCAAAAAAAGUUAAAUUGAUGCAGAAAAAUUGGAUAGGAAAAUCAAAGGGGAUUCAGCUAGCUUUUCCACUAAAUUUUUCUUCUGGUGAAAACAAUGAAAAUAUAUCUGUAUUUACCACAAGACCAGACACCCUAUUCUCAGUUCAAUACAUAGCUUUGUCAAUGAACCAUUCAAUAGUAACUAAAUUAUCUGAAAAUGACGCUAAUCUUAAAAGUUUUCUAGAAAGCUCUGAGAAUUUACCUAGCGAUUCCAAAGUUGGUUAUAAGUUGCCUAAUUUAAAUGCUUCUAAUCCAUUGAAAGAUAAGAAUUUGUAUGAUGUUCCAGUAUUUGUUGCUCCCUAUGUGAUUGAUGAUUAUGGGGAUGGCGCUGUUAUGGGUUGUCCUGCCCAUGAUCAAAGAGAUUUUGAAUUCUGGACUUUAAAUCAGCCAGGUUCUCCAACCAUUGAAUCAAUUCUUCCAUUAUCUGAUGAAAACAACCAAAAUCGCAUUAUUCCUGAAAAAAUUGAUCAACCCUAUACUUUGAAAAAGGGAGUAUUAUCAAACAAUUGUCAAGAAUUUUCUGGAUUAUCAGUGGAAGAUGCAACCAAAAAAAUUAUUGAAAAAAUUAUAUCUUUAAAUUUUGGCAAAGAAAUAAUCAAUUAUAAAAUUAGAGAUUGGCUAAUAUCAAGACAAAGAUUUUGGGGUUGUCCUAUCCCAAUAAUUUAUUGUCCUGAUUGCGGAACUGUUCCAGUUCCCGAAAGUGAUUUACCUGUUUUAUUGCCUGAAAAGGAUUUGAAAAUUGAUCAUUUUAUGAGUGGUGGUGGAAAUCCUCUAGCUAAAAUUGAUUCAUUCACUGAAUGCAAGUGCCCCAAAUGCGGGAAUUCAAAUUCGAAAAGAGAAACAGAUACAAUGGACACUUUCAUCGAUAGCUCUUGGUACUUUUUGAGAUAUUUGGACAAUAAAAAUGAAAAUGAAAUAUUUAAUAAAGAUAUUGUUUUAAAAAAUAUGCCAGUUGAUUUGUAUGUUGGAGGUGUUGAACAUGCGAUCCUACAUUUGUUAUAUUCUCGAUUUAUCACCAAGUUUUUAUACAAAAUUGGAUAUAUUAAAAACCAAGAGGAAUUAAAUGGAGAACCAUUCAAAAAAUUGGUUACUCAAGGUAUGGUUCAUGGAAAAACUUUCAUCAACCCUAAAAAUGGAAAGUUUUUGAAACCAGAAGAAUUGGAUUUUGAAAAUUCAAUUUUAAGAGAUAGUGAAAGGAUUCCAUUGAUCAAAGAUACAAAAGAAGUCCCGACAAUAACCUGGGAAAAAAUGUCGAAAUCUAAAUAUAAUGGAGUUGAUCCUCAAGAAACAAUAUUAAAGUAUGGUGCAGACUCAACCCGAGCACAUAUGUUAUUUCAAGCACCAAUCACCGAUACUUUAAAUUGGGAUGGAAACAAAAUCGUUGGUGUUCAAAGAUGGUUAAAAAAAGUUAUAACAUUGAGUGAGGUGAUAGCUGAUAAAUAUGAAAAUAAUAUAAAUGCCGAGGAUUUUAAUAAAAACAAAGAGGAGUUUAGUGAAGACGAAAUUCAUUUUUAUAAUAAUGCCCAAGAUUUAUUUUCAUCGAUCACUGAAUCAUUGGAGGUAAAUUUAUCAUUAAACACAUUAAUCUCAGAUUUUAUGAAAUUAACAAAUUUGAUUUUUGAACAGAUUGAAAAUGAUAAAGAUGUUAAUGCCCAACUAUUGUUUGAUAUUUAUAAAAGUUUGUUGAUUAUGAUUUCACCUGUGACUCCUUGUUCAGCCGAAGAAUCAUAUGAAUUAUUAAACAAUAAACUUAAAAACAUUAACAAACCAUUCAGUACAAUUUUUAUGGAAGAUUGGCCCGCAGUUGGUGAAAAGAUCAAAAAAAAAUAUAUGGACUAUAAAAUAAUGAUUAAUGGUAAAUUUGCUUUCAAAUUGAAAGAAAAAGUUGAUUUUUUUGAGCAAAGUAAAGACCAAGAAUUUUAUCUCAACAAAGUUUUGGGAAAUGAAGAAAGCAAAAAGGUUCCAUUAUUAGAAAAUGUAAAUAUUAAUAAUAUUAAUAAUUUUAAAAAUAUUAUUGUCAAGAAAGGACUUAUAAGUAUUGUUUUAAAUAAAUGA
Molecule: messenger RNA, 2763 nt
Organism: Ascoidea rubescens DSM 1968
Lineage: Eukaryota; Fungi; Ascomycota; Saccharomycetes; Ascoideales; Ascoideaceae
Gene: NAM2
Product: leucine--tRNA ligase NAM2
Exons: 2
Coding region: 1-2763 (920 amino acids)
Biological process (GO): mitochondrial translation; leucyl-tRNA aminoacylation
Cellular component (GO): mitochondrion
Molecular function (GO): leucine-tRNA ligase activity; ATP binding; aminoacyl-tRNA deacylase activity
Source: RefSeq, a predicted model, not a curated record